Messenger RNA from Chelonia mydas (Green sea turtle), 8145 nucleotides. RefSeq names its product tweety family member 3 (gene TTYH3). Gene Ontology annotation, molecular function: intracellularly calcium-gated chloride channel activity; volume-sensitive chloride channel activity. Gene Ontology annotation, cellular component: plasma membrane. NCBI's taxonomy places the organism in Eukaryota, Metazoa, Chordata, Testudines, Cheloniidae. Bases 284 to 1858 code for a protein of 524 amino acids. The transcript has 14 exons. The record is from RefSeq and is a predicted model, not a curated record.
UCCGCGAACAAAGAGCGAGCGGCCGGGCUGGCGGCGCGGAGCUCGCUCGGGAGGGAGCCGCUCACCUGGGCCGAGCCGGAGCCGGCACCGGCACCGCCAUGCGGGGGAGGGCGCCGCCCGGGAGCAGCGCGGGCCCGGCCGCCUGAUUCGGGGGAGCCAGCGCGAGAGAGCGGAGCCGGCGGCGCUUCCUUCCCGCCCAUGGCAGCCCCAGGCGGCGGCUGCGGGUGAGGCGGGGGCCGCGGCUCGGGUCUCGGAGGGAGCGGUCGGCAGGGCCGGGCCGGGCAUGGCGGGGGUCAGCUACUCGCCGCCCUGGUGGGUGAGUCUCCUGCACCGCCUGCCGCACGUCAGCCUGCGCUGGGAGGCCGCCAGCGCCGACUUCCGCCCGGAGGACGCCGAGUAUCAGCAGGCCUUGUUGCUGUUUGGUGGUGUUGCUCUGUCCUGCCUUGCUCUGGAUCUCCUCUUCCUCCUGUUCUACUCGUUCUGGCUGUGCUGCCGCCAUCGGAAAAGUGAAGAGCACUUAAAUGCAGAUUGCUGCUGCACUGCUUGGUGUGUGAUCAUCGCGACCCUUGUCUGCAGCGCUGGCAUCGCUGUUGGCUUCUAUGGAAAUGGGGAGACCAGUGACGGCAUCCACCGGCUGACAUACUCACUGCGACAUGCAAACCGCACGGUGGCUGGGGUCCAAGCCCGGGUGUUGGACACUGCCGUGGCCCUGAACCAAACAGUGGAACCGAACCUGCUGAUCCUUGAGGAGAUGUUCAUGAAACAGACUGAUUACCUGCACGUCAUCCAGAAACUCCAGGGCCUCUUGGAUGACUUGAUCAGGCAAACAACAGAGAUCCCUUUCUGGAAGAAUGAGGAACUGUCAUUAGAGGAACUGGCUGUUCAGAUUGAUCUAUAUGACUGGUACAGGUGGCUGGGAUACCUGGGCCUACUUCUGUUCCAUGUCCUGAUCUGUUUGCUGGUGCUCUUUGGACUAAUUAGAAAUUCCAAGGCUAUUCUCAUUGGGGUAUGUCUUCUAGGGGUGCUUGCUCUAAUUGUCAGUUGGGGAUCCUUGGGUCUGGAGCUGGCUGUUGCAGUGGGCUCCAGUGACUUCUGCGUUAACCCUGAUGCCUACAUCUCUAAAGUGGUGGAGGAUCAUGCAGUGCUCAGUACUGAUACUCUACGCUAUUACCUUGCCUGUAAUGCUGGAUAUCCAAACCCCUUUCAGCAGAAGCUAUCAGGAAGUCACAAAGCCCUGGUGGAAAUGCAGGAUGAUGUGUUGGAGCUGCUCAGGUCAGCCAUCAGAGAGUACCCCACCUCCAAGGAGUACCUUACUCGGAUACAGGAGGUUCUAAACUCCACCGAGAUCAAUUUGCAACACCUGACUGCACUGGUAGACUGUCGUAGUCUUCAUUUGGAUUAUGUCCAGGCUCUGACAGGCUUCUGCUAUGAUGGAGUGGAAGGGCUCAUUUACCUGGUUCUCUUCUCGUUUGUCACGGCUCUUAUGUUCAGUUCCAUUGUGUGCAGCGUCCCACACACUUGGCAGCAAAAAAGGAGCUCGGAUGAUGAUGGGGAGGAGGAAUCUGCAGCUCAAGGGAACAGACAAACCCACGAUAAUCUGUACAGGGUGCACAUGCCCAGCCUCUAUAGCUGUGGGAGUAGCUAUGGCAGUGAGACCAGCAUUCCAGCGGCAGCACACACAGUCAGCAAUGCUCCUGUCACGGAGUACAUGAGCCAGAAUGCAAACUUCCAGAACCCCCGCUGUGAGAACACGCCUCUGAUUGGCCGGGAGUCUCCACCUCCCUCAUACACCUCCAGCAUGAGAGCCAAAUACCUCGCUACCAACCAACCUCGCCCAGACUCUGGCAGUGUGCAUUAAAAACAUAACGCAGACACAGUAAAACUAAACAAACGUGCCAACUGCUGCUACCCUGUGCUGUCAGUGUAGAACAACCCUGCUUUCCUGUCCCAAACCCAGCGCAACUCCUGCUUCCUCAAUACAGACCACCCCUCCAACCUGGUACCUGUGCAUUGGCAAUCUGAAUGGAAGCCCCUUUCAAAUUAAAUCUAUACCUAGUUGUACGUGGAGAGAGAGAGAGAGAGAGUGUGCAAGCACCUGCAGAAGAACACCAGUUUGUCUGGGAUUCACCUACUUGAGACCAGCUUUGUCAACAGUCUAUCAGGAAACCUUUGCAAAUAGUUUUACUUCUGUCUCCCCUACCCUCUCCAUUCCACAGAGGAACUGGAUGGAAGAACGUUGCAGAUCUUCACUUCUGUGAGGUGAUCCAGCGGAGCUGCUCAGUCUGCAGUGCACUGAAGAAGCAGAGACUGCGAGCCCAUGACUAUACUGUACAGAUCGGGAAAGCCAUGCCAAUGUACACUCUUAAAAGUCACGUGCGCCUAGUGUUUUUAAAGAAGUCUUCUUGCCUGAUACCUUGUGUGGAGGCUCCCUUCCUGUGUCACUGAAUACCUACUUUAAGCUGGGAGUCUCACCUGGGCUCCCCUCUCUCCUCUGGUGACUUUAAAUCAGCUUUUCCUUUCCCCUUUAUAACCAGCUUUUGCAUUCUUGAGGAGUAGGCGGUUUUCAGCACCAGCCAGCUGUCUCAGAUGCACCCCUGCCUGCCCAUUGCUGUGAGCCUGACCUUUCUGCUCCAUCAGGGAAACCCCUGUACUCACAGAUGGCAUUCUGGGUGCUGCUUUUUUGAGAUUGGGUGCACACAGAACACACAGGAGCCAGCAACUCACUUGGUGCCAAUUUUUUCCAGGAAAAGACUUGUAAGACUUAGGGGUUUUUUUGCACUAAAUAGUUUCAGAUCUCUAGGGCAAUAGCCUGGCACUAGGUCUCAUGGGACAGUCAGCUUGCAAGAGCAAGAGAGAUUGUAAGCUCCAGUGAAGGAGUCCAAGGAGUUACUUGUGACAGACUGCUGGACUCUUCCAUUAAUGUUUGGAGUAGAAAAGUCAAGUCCCGUGGCAUUGGCUUUAGAGGAGGAUCCUGGGGCCUCAGCCCAAAGUUCGUCAUAAGAGCAGCAAGGUUGCAGCCUCCUUGGCUCUGCGCUCCAGGAUCAGAAAACAAAAGUCUUAACACAUGAAUGUUUGGGGGGCGGGGGGUGUUUUUUUUUUUGUUGGGUUUUUUUUUUCUGGUCAUAACUGCUAACCACUAACUGCCAUACACAAGGCACAUGUGAAUAAACUCCUAGUAUCUCCUAGCACACUGUGCAUGGGCCACAGGUGCAAUGGAGUGUACCUGCAGGGGGCAGCAUCCUACACCAGUUCUGUACUUCGUUGAAGAAUGGUGCUCUACAGGACAUAAACCACUUUUUACUAGAAAAGACUCCAAUGUGCAGCUGUGCGAUAAAUGGAUAUGAACUUUAUACUCCAGUAGAUCAAAGCAUAGUCCUUUCUGAAUUUUCCUUUCUGUGCAAGCUGUCUUAAUCUAGUUACUUAGGGAGACUUAAGCAAGAAACAGAACUAAAGUACAAAAUCUCAUAAAUCUGAGGUGGGCCACAGGACAAGUGUGGUUCAAAUCUAGCACCACAAUAUCUGAUUGCAUCAAAGGAGAACUCCUUUCUCAUCUUUUAGUUUGCUCUGUAUAGUGAAUGUCCGUAAUGUGGACCAGUCAGCCUAGCAAUCUGCCUUUGCUCUGGAUGAUCUCAUCAGACUUCUCCAGAUCUUGUCCUUUUCUCUUUACUAGGGGGUGAGUUAUCACCACUCGGGGAACAUUUUGCAUAUUCCACGGAUGAUUAACUAGGAUGCCAAUACUGCCUAUAGGGGAAGCUUACAUACUCCAAGAAAAGGGGUAUUUUGAGACAUCUCAAGGAAAUAGAAGCCACUAAUGGAUUAGCCUCCAACCUUUGGAGGAAUGGGGAAGAAGGAAGGAAGGAAAGUAGCACACUGACAAGUUUUUCUUGGAGAGGAGGUCUCAGGGUAAACACUAGUUAUGUUCCAUCACAGAUCCCUUAAAACCUGGUAUGAGAGCUGCAUGUGUGGGUGGGUGGUAUACAAGCAUGUGACACUGCUGGCUGACAAGCCUCUGGACCGUUGGAUGCUCAUAACAGCUGGUAUGAUUGAAUGGGGAAAACUGAAACCAUACUGUGACAUUUUAGAGAAACCCCCAUUUUCCCAUAGUCAAUUUGGACUAUUUCCCAUGUCUGUGAGCUAGGGGCUGCACAGACUCAAAUACUUGAGGUUUUUAGAUUUAGAAGAACUGCCCCAAAAUCUGCUGCAUGCCUCUCAGUAGUCCUUUAAGGCAAGUGUUGGAAGAGCAUAAAGCAGGAAAUAAACUUCAGUCAAAUAGGUGCAGCUGUCGGCAGCUUUUGCUGUACAAAGAACACAUGGGUUUUCCUACUGGGCCUUAGGAGAAGUAGGAUGCAACAUGCCAGAGCCAGCAGUCCAAUGCUGGUAAUAACAAAGAGCCAAUACCUUUCAGUGCAGUAUCCAGGCUGGAUACUGCCUUAACUUGCUUCCUUCCCAGGCUUAGCUUAAUCAGUUGUACUGUCCAGAACGAAUUCUAACAGGGUUCAUAGGCUAUAGCCAGUUGCUGAUUGGAGAUCCGUGCUCUGUGACUUUAAAGUGUAUUAAGGAAGAAUUCUGUGGGACGCUGCACUCCCUGCGUGGCCAGCAGAACAAGACUGCUGUGUGAGUGGUGUACUGUGUGUACUGUAUGGUUCCACCCAGGACUUCCUUUAAUUAACAUGGAUUUUGCAUUUUUGUAAAGAGUCAGAGCCCUACUGUCCUACUGCAUAUUUUAAUGCAAUGUUUCUAUUUAUUUUUUUAUAUGGCUCAUUGGGCAACAGUGUGGCACUUCUAGGGGUUAGUCCAAAUGGAUCUGCUGCAGAGCCAGUAGCAUGUGCUCAUUAGUACGGGUGUGAAGUGAUCGCUGUAGUCUAAAUGACCAGUCUGGUUGGGGGGUGGGGUGGGUGGGGGUGUGUGUGUGCGCGCGCAAACCCUGAAUGCAUGUAGGCACAGCAUGGCCGCCAAGGAGUAGACCUCUCAAAAAUUCAAGAUCUCCCAGAGUCUCUUCCCCCUUCCCCCGCCAUAGGGUGAACAGCAGGAGCUUAGUGGCAAAGAGUUGUAAGUGGCACUACUGGUUAUAGGAGGCUUAGAUACAGUGAGUAAAACUGGAGUGUCUUUUUUUUUUUCUCUUCUGUAAUUUGUAUUGCAUUUUAAUGUGUGAAAUGUCCAUGCCAGAUCACUCAGAAUGUGUCCCAGCUGACUUCUCAAGAGCACAUAAUCAUCUCAGAACCUAGCCACGUUGUUGCUUAUUAGUACAUGGCUCCAAAAUUCAGGGGAACCGUGAGACUCUGAUCUCCGGGCACCUUGCUGACAGCAAAACGGGAGGCAGCUCCUGUGUGGUUAGAAAGGUGAUAGCAGCAAAGACACUUCAUCUUUCUUUCUUUUUUUUUUUUUUUUCAAAAAAAAAAAAAAAGUGUAAACAGUCAUCGGCUUGUCUGGUUUGUUGGGUUUCUUUCCACUCCAUCUCGUACAAAUGAUGGGGUUUUUUUUUUGAUUUUUUGGAACUGAAACCUUUCAAGCACACCAACAUCUCCACAAUGUGAAAUGUAAAUAGCAUGUUGGACUCUUUUUUGUGUCCAGUGUUCAGAACUGCAUUGUAAUUGUAAAGGAAAUCGAAUCAAGACUUGGCUGUGAAUUUCUUGUGCUGUCUUGGGAAUAUAACUGUAGUGUUUGUAUCCUGUAUGUACUAUUAACUGAAUUCAUUUUACUUGCUGAUAAAAGGGUUCAAAUGGAGAUCGCAGCAUCCAUCAUGUGACCAAACCUGCCCGGGGGGAGGGGAUUUGAUUGCCCCCCCACCCUCUUUGAGUUCUCCCCAUGUGAAAGGUAUUCAUUUGUAUAGCCAGCUCUGGGCACAGAGGGGUGUCCAUUUGAGUGCUUUGAACUGGCUGUUUUGCAUGGGGGAGGUUUUGGAAUGGCCCCAGAGGAGGAGUCACACGGACGUUGCCCUUAGAACUUAUAAUGUUCAUGUGCACAGUCCAGGCUUUCUCAGAAAGAACAACUUCCAUGGGCUGGCCUUGUGCUCUGCUUGUAAUUCUUGGCACUGUGGUGUGGACAGCAGAUGGAGGCACUUGCUCAGCAGAAUGUACAAAUGCUUAUGUAGAUAAAACCCACCUCUGACUCCUGGGUCUGGUUUCUUCCCCCCUGCACCCCGGGAGCAGCCAAGGCUUGAAGUCAGUGCAGAGACUGCACAGUGCCCUUUUGGAGGGAGGAAAGGGAGAGCGUCACUCUGCUGACAGGGCCCCUUCAAGCUGAUUUAAGGAUAGGUGGGUUCCCAUCCUUUUGUCAGAAGGAUGGUGGUUACGUGGCAGGACCUGGGGAGCAGAGGGCUGAAUGAAAGGAAAUAAUGGAGAUCCUCAUUGUGCUGAAAGAGACAGUGUAGCUUUGGGGGAGAAGGAAACUCUCCUCCUUGUGGCGCUUUCUUUCCCUGCAUUGCAAAGUCCUUCAUUACCAGGCAGGAUAUACCUGGAUAGUAUUGGAGCGUCAUGCAUGAAGACAUUGGCUCCACAACCGGGAACUCCGGGAUCUGUUCCCUGAACAUGGCCAGAAAUCCAAAAGGAGCCGAGAGGGAGGGAGUGCAUAUUGGCUAUCCUAGCAGUCCUUCCCUCUAGCCCUUCUCCCGGGUGGUGUAUUUCUGCCAGAGCAGCCUGGAAGAGCUGGGACUGUGGGUGGGAGGCACUAGCACUGUGGAGACUCUAUUUCAGAGAGAGCGAAGCUCCUUGCUAGAGGCAGCCUGCAGCAAGGAGUAUUGAGAGAAGCCAGGCUUCCAACUGCCUGCACUGCACCAAGAAGCCACACUGUCCCACAACUGUGCAGGGACACCAGCAAACAGGCAGGUGGAACAUUACCCCUCCAAUUACUAAGACAGACUCUGCUGCUCGUUGAGAAAGAGGACUUGGCAGGGCACCCCACCCGGCCCUGCAUUUUACCCAAGAUUCACUUUGCACUCCCAAUCUCCCCCUCUUUAACUAGAAGCUGACAUCGGGGAGUGACCUAUACACGGUUGGCGUGAUAGCAUCGGGAGGCAGAAAAUUCUAAAUGUUAUCAGUUCCUAAACUCUGAGAGCAGGCUGACCUUCCAAACAGAUGAGUGGAGCCUCCUGCUGCCCCUCUUCUGUCAGUGCGUGGCUCCACCAAGUGUGGAGAGGGAGAGUUGGCCAGUGGUUAAAGCGCAGGGCUGGUAGCUGGGACUCAUAGCAAACAAGCAGCAGUCUGGAAUAAGAGCUAUGUGACUUUGUGGGCAAAUCACUUAGCCUCUCUGUGCCUCAGCUUCCCAUUGUAAAAAUGGGGGAUCAUUGACAAGAGGCAUGAUUUAAUUAUUUCUGAGAUCUCUGAAACUGCCCAUCAGUCUGAGGGCCUGGACAAAAGGAAAUGGAAACUGAUAUGCCUGACAAUAUGCGAAGUGUGAAGUUUUAUUCUAAAGAGGGUAACCCCUACCAUUAGGGUCUUUCUAGGCACUCUGCGUUCAGUACCGCAUUUCUCCUCUUAAAAUUCCAAACUCUCUCCCUCCCACGUUCCCAUUCCGAAUCAACCAGCAGAUGUCUCCAAAGGCCCAAGAUCCAAAGGCAGCUGAAGUCAAUGGAAAGACACCUAUUGACUUCAGUCGUCUUUGGAUCAAACCCUAGUGGCCCAGCUGUUGCAUCACGCUCCUCGCGUCCCUUGUUCGCAAGCGUGAGCUGGGAAGUCCCAGUGGGUUUAGUUAACUGUCAUCUUUAAGAGGGAAGUUUUUAAUUUGUUUUUGACACUGUGCACGGAAACUUACUGGUGAACAUGUAACUGGCCUUUUUGUAAUUCUUUUGUUCUUAUUCUUAACCAUAAUGGCUGUAUAUCGUACCACUUUAUAUACAUAUAUGUAUAAUAUAUAAAUAUAUACUUUUUUUAAACCUUUGGACCUGCUAGUUCCUUUCAAGUAUUCCUGCACUUACCUAAAACGUUUUUAAAUUGUGAGGGUUAAACUGAGGAGUGAGCCCAUUUUGUAUCUUUCCUUUUUCUUCGGUAGUUUUAUUGAUUGUACCGUAGCUAUUUUUUACUGUAAUUUUUGUUCUGAAAAAUACUAAAAAAAACAAAAACAAAAACAAACCCUAAAUGUAACUUGUGGUUUCUAUUCAGCUUGGGUUUAAUGUUUUAAAAUAAACAAAUGAAACUACAUAGCACUGUU